Molecule: messenger RNA, 1257 nt
Organism: Benincasa hispida (wax gourd)
Lineage: Eukaryota; Viridiplantae; Streptophyta; Magnoliopsida; Cucurbitales; Cucurbitaceae
Source: RefSeq, a predicted model, not a curated record
AUGCAAGCCGUCGCAAACCAACCAGUCUCAGUCGCCAUCGACGCCACAGGAAGAGAUUUCCAAUUUUACUGGCAAGGAGUAUUCGAUGGAUACUGUGGAACGGAGCUUAAUCAUGGAGUGGUGGCAAUUGGCCUGCAUUGGCAAAUCAACUCAACCAAAAGCUAUUUUUAUCCAUUAUAUUACUCAAAUCUCAUAAUCACAAUGAUGAAAUUUCUUAUCGUUCCUCUUGUUUUGAUUGCUCUAAUUUUUGGAUUAUGUGAGAGCUUUACAUUUGAAGGGAAUGAGUUAGAAUCUGAAGAGAGUCUAUGGCAUCUUUAUAAGAGAUGGAGUAGCCAUCAUAGAAUCUCAAGAAAUGGAUGGGAGAUGCACUAUCGUUUUAAGGUGUUCAAAGAUAAUGCUAAAUAUGUGUUUAAAGUGAACCAAAUGAACAAAUCGUUAAAGUUGAAAUUGAAUCAGUUCGCUGAUAUGUCUGAUGAUGAGUUUAUUAACACACAUGUUAACUCCAAUAUUACCUAUUAUAAAAACUUACAUGCCAAGAAAAAAGAAGCUGUUGGUGGUGGCCGUGUUGGUGGGUUCAUGUAUGAGCAUGCGGAGGAUCUUCCAUCUUCAAUCGAUUGGAGGAAAAAAGGAGCAGUCACUGACAUAAAAAACCAAGGCGGUUGUGGAAGUUGUUGGGCGUUUGCAGCGGUGGCUGUAGUGGAAGGAAUUCACCAAAUCAAAACCAACAAGCUAGUAUCUCUGUCAGAGCAAGAGGUGGUAGAUUGUGAUUAUAGAGACGGAGGUUGUGGUGGGGGAUUUUAUGACUCGGCUUUUGAAUUCAUGAUGAAAAACAAUGGGAUCACAACUGAGGAAAAUUAUCCCUACUAUGCCGAAAACAGAUAUUGCCUCUCACAGAGAGCUAAUAAAAGAGUGACAAUUGAUGGAUAUGAGAAUGUACCUCCAAACAAUGAGAAUGCUUUGAAGAAAGCUGUCGCAAACCAACCGGUAGCAGUGUCGAUAGCUGCCAGUGGACGACGUUUUCGAUAUUACUCAGAGGGAAUGUUCACUGAAAAUGACUAUUGUGGAGAUCGAAUCGAUCACACAGUGGUGGUAGUUGGAUACGGAACGGAGGAAGAUGGAGCUGAUUAUUGGAUCAUAAAGAACUCAUGGGGAACUAACUGGGGAUUGGAAGGUUAUAUGAAGAUGCAACGAGGAGCACGACAACCAGAAGAUGUAUGCGGAUUGGCAAUGAAUCCUUCCUAUCCCAUAAAGUACUAG